GCGCGUCACGCGUCAGGCGUUCAACGUUUCGCGGCAAUUCGCUCUCUGCUGCUCGACUGCAGGAAGAUAUCGGCCACUAGGCACAUAUGCUGCUGGGGACUUCGUGAGGUAUUAUUUUGUACUUUAUCUCCUUUUGGAUAAGGUAAAGACAGCCGGCGUUGCGUGGAAACUUCGUGGACGACGCGCCUGCACUCCAUCGGUCAUCAUCGCGCCAAAGAGGAGUGGGGAAGAACCGACGAAAACAGGAGAGAGAGAGAGAGAGAGAGAGAGAGAGAGAGAGAGAGAGAGAGAGAGAGAGAGAGAGAGAUUGUGCGGCGGGGGGGAGGGGGGUGAUCGCGCCGUUGGCGGUUUGGUCGGUAUCUCCAUUUGGAUAAAAUUCGCAUGCACGUGCCUCCUUACGUUGUAGAAGUGUGUGCGUGCGAUUCACGUGCAUAUCAAGGGCGUGAGCUGACGGCAGAGCUCGACCAGAGCGGCGGUAAUAGCCGGAGAGAGAGAGAGGAGGCAAGGAGGAGCGAGAGAGGUGGGUGGUCGCCGUUGACCCAAGUGCGUGACCGUGCGCGCACUGAGGGCGGAGCGAUGGCGACGACGGCUGUCCGCACGGCGGCGGCGGGUUUGACCGUUGGGGCGGCGGCGGGAAGCGCGGCACAGAGCGAUGGCCUGCGGAGGAGAGUACACGUGGUGGAAGUGCGUGCCGCGUCUGCCAGGAAGGGCGCGCCGAGUCCGAAUUUCUUGAGCUCUUGCUGCAUGUCCAGCAAGAGGUGUGCGGCGCUGUCGGGGCCACGUGGCGGCGUUGCGACGGCGGCCGUCUUCGCGCAAGCGGCGGCGGGCCAGCAACACCGCGCUGGUGAUGGCGGCGCUGCUGCCGCGGCUCACCAUGCGCCGCCGUCUGGGGGCGGUCUUUUAAGACCACAACACGCGCAUCUUAGCGGAGCAGGAGGGGGAAGAGGACGAGGAGGAGAAGUGGCACCCUCGCCCACUACGAUGGGCCGUAUGCACCGUAUGCAUACGGACCAUCGCUGCCCGACUCCUGUGGCGGCGGCCGUGUCUGUGGGACAGGAGGAGGCGGCGCUGUCCGACACCGUGAAUAUUGCCGAUGAUGUCACGCAGUUGAUUGGCAGCACCCCGAUGGUCUAUCUGAACCAGGUGGUGGAGGGGUGUGUGGCCAGUGUGGCUGCCAAGCUGGAGCUCAUGGAACCGUGCUGCAGCGUGAAGGACAGAAUAGGCUACAGCAUGAUUAAGGACGCGGAGGAGAAGGGACUAAUUACCCCGGGAAAGAGCGUGCUUGUGGAACCGACGAGUGGCAAUACCGGGAUCGGGUUGGCCUUCAUCGCGGCGGCGAGGGGGUACAAGCUGAUCCUGACGAUGCCGGCCUCCAUGAGCAUCGAACGGCGCGUGCUGCUCAAGGCGUUCGGCGCGCAGCUGGUCAUCACCGACGCCGCCAAAGGCAUGAAGGGAGCUGUGCAGAAGGCGGAGGACAUCGUUCAGGUCACUCCCAAUGCCUACAUGCUCCAGCAGUUUGAGAACCCCGCGAAUCCCAAGAUCCACUACGAGACCACGGGGCCGGAGAUCUGGAACGAUAGCGCGGGAAAGGUGGACAUCUUCGUGGCGGGGAUCGGGACCGGAGGGACCAUCACCGGGGUGGGUCGGUAUCUCAAGGAGAAGAAUCCCAACAUCCAGGUGAUCGGGGUCGAGCCCAGCGAGAGCAACAUCCUGUCCGGGGGAACGCCCGGGCCGCACAAGAUUCAAGGGAUCGGGGCGGGUUUUGUGCCGGGCAUUCUGGACGUGGACGUCCUCGAUGAGGUGAUUCAGAUCUCCAGCGAUGACUCGGUGGAGAUGGCCAAGCAGCUGGCGGUGAAGGAAGGGCUGCUGACCGGGAUCUCGUCCGGCGCGGCCGCCAUCGCGGCCAUUCAGGUGGCCAAGAGACCCGAGAACGCAGGCAAACUCGUUGUUGUUGUUUUCCCCAGUUUCGGCGAGCGGUACCUGUCAUCGGUGCUCUUCAACCAUGAGGAUGGAGCCAGAGCCUUGGGAGGGGCUGGCGGGAAAGAGGAGUGGGGUGGGGGAGAGGAGGGAGGGUGAAAAUAGACUAAGGCGGUAUUUUGGAGAGCAUGUAAAAAUAAACCAAUACAACUGUAACUCAGUUGGUAAGGCUCGCAAGUGGCAUUCAGGAGGCCGUGGGUUCAAUCCCCAUUGCCCUCAUGUACCUUCCUGGGCAUGCUUGGCACCAUCUACGUGUAGAGAUAGACCACUGGAUCCCCUCUCCCCCCCGCCCCAUCGGCAUUUAGCAGAGUCUGCUGAUAUUCCUGGGGGGGGGGACCACCACCUGAGGGGGGGGGAGGCACAGGGAUUGGUCUUGUUGGCAUGGUUCCUGAUGCUACCUACCGGCUGUCCCCUGGCCGGUAUCGCCCACCUGCAGGUUGGGAGCAGCCCCUGCAUGUUCUCUCGUGAACACAGUUCUGGCUGCUACGGGGCUCCCCGUAUGCCUACAAUUAGGAGUAGUGGUAGGUAAAAACAAAAUAAUAAUUAAAAAAAAUUGUGGUAGGGUGAGGUGAAAUUGAGAGAAUAAUAUAUAGCUUCAAAAAAAAAAAAAAAAAAAAAAAGGGGAAAGGAUAUUGGCAAUGUAGUAUGGUCUACGCCCGGUGGUUUGGGGUCCGAUUCUAUGAUAUUAUAAAAUAUAUAGAGCCAACUACAGGUAUAGAGCCAACUACUGGUAGGUGGCCGAGUGGCAGAAAAAAACACGUACCGGAGGGCCACUUAUGCGCGCCAAGUUUGAAAAUGCAAUAAACGCGGCACCGCAUUUUCUAGUAAGCCUAGGGCCACUUAUGCGCGCCAAGUUUGAAAAUGCAAUAAACGCGGCACCGCAUUUUCUAGUAAGCCUGGUGGAGGCGGGCUGCGACGUGCAGAGGGCCUGAGUUUGAAAACGGUUGCUGUUUUUGCUUAUUCCAAACUGCGGCCGCAAGAAAAAUGCCCUUCAGUGUUUUUUUUUGCCUAUGCGAAACUCAAACCAUGACUUAGGCGCAGCUGUUUCAAGUAUAUAUAUAUAUAUAUAUAUUAUAAAAUGUAAUGCUUCUUUAGAAGGCCACAUGCACUGCGAAUUUAUGAGCCAAAUCUGACCGCGAUUUGAACCAAAUGCUGUCAAAAACAAAGCCGGAGGUGUGAGUAUGGCCCAAGGAGGAUGGAAAAACCCGCACCAUGCAGAAUGUCAAUAGGCGAGCGAGCAUAGGAACACAAAAUGUAUAGCUUCUUUGUUCUAGGUUGUCCUUCCUUUUCAUAUCACCUUCCUUCUUCUUUCUGCCACUUCUUUCUUUCCUUUGUUCCCCUCCUGGGACCAUUCCUGGGACCAUCCCUCGGACCAUUCCUGGGACCAUUCCUGUGAGUGGGACCAUUCCUGGCACCAUUCCUGGGACCAUCCCUGGGACCAUUCCUGUGAGUGGGACUAUUCCUGGGAGUGGGACCAUUCCUGGGACCAUUCCUGGGACAAUUUGUGGGACAAUCCCAUGUACUAGAGCCAGUCCUCAUCCUGCAUUUCACAUCUUUAGUCACAACCUCCUUUUCAAUUCUGCAUUCCAGUCUUCUUCCAUUAGACCUCCCUCGAUCUGUUUUUGAGCUUUUUCCAACCCUUGGAGCGAGUCCUCUGUUCCCAUCCUCCCAACCCUCCCAACCCUCCCAACAAUCUGUGCUUAAACUUUGUUUGAGCCUGGCCAUUCUAUUUUAUUUUAUUUUUAUAAUUUUACGUUUGGCUUAGAGGGUGAUAGGCGUUCUUAGGACUUGCUGACUUCAUAAUUGGAUAUGACACUUUGGACUUGAUUUCUUUUGUGGAUCUACUUCGGACUGGUAAAUAAUAACUCGACGACGGAGGAAGAGCACGGCGGCAAUGGAAUGCGCUCACAGCAAUGGAAUGCUCCUCUAUCUUCUUGCUUUUGUUUAUUGCUUAGGACUAGCUGACUUCAUAAUUGGAUAUGACACUUUGGACUUGAUUUUCUUUGUGGAUCUACUUCGGACUGGCAAUUAAUAA
Molecule: messenger RNA, 4012 nt
Organism: Chara braunii
Lineage: Eukaryota; Viridiplantae; Streptophyta; Charophyceae; Charales; Characeae
Source: the annotation of a GenBank genome assembly